AGGAGGUCUGGACCCCAMAGGUUUCAGAACCGCUGCUUUAACUGAGCCCAUCUGUUCAGGACCAACACAUCACCACUUCAUAGGAAAUGUUCACUCCUUCAUUCACUACAUCUGACCUCACUCUGGAUGUUUCUGCAGACCUGGAACAUGAUUCCAGUUCAGGUUUCAGGUUUUAAAUGUUGUUAAUAAAGUCAGAAGUUCUSCAGAAGGUUCUGGAUCAGCCAGCAGACAUCAGAAGGUCAUGAAGAAGUGAAGGAGAGAACAAUUCAAACCCAGAUGGUUCCUGCUGGAUCAGGUUCCUCUGAUCCUCUGAACACAUGAUGGGAUCAACUUUCUGCUGACUGGAUCACUGGGAACUGACUGGUUCUGGUUUCUCUUUCAGACUCACUGAUAUCCAGAAGAUGGAAGAUUUGGACCUAAAGVAGGACAGAGCAGAACCUGCAAAAUCCAUCUGUCCAUCCAUGAGAAGUGACUUUUCCAAGGGACACAAUCCAAACUUCAGUACUGAACCAGAACCAUCAGAAGGUCAGAACCUCAGACUGAGAGCAGAACCUCCAGGAUCCAUCUGUCCAUCCAUGAGAAGUGACUUUUCCAAGGGACACAAUCCAAACUUCAGUACUGAACCAGAACCAUCAGAGUCUACCAGCUGUGGACACUGGUUCUGCAGACAAUGCAUCAGGUCCUACUGGGACCAGUCUGCUCCAUCUGGACCCUCCUCCUGCCCCCAGUGUGGAGAAAGACCCAGAACAGGAGCUGGACUGCUGACAGCCAAUCAGAGCAGCUGUGCUCCAGAUGUUGUUCUGCAGCAGGUUCUGGAGGAACAAAAGAUCUGUCUGAGGAGGAAAUGUGAAUGUGUGACUGAAGGAAGUGAUGAAACAGGAAGUGAUGUAACAGGAAGUAGAACUCUCCUCAACAGGAUCUACACUGAUCUCUACAUCACAGAGGGUCAGAGUGAAGAGGUUAACACCCAGCAUGAGGUGAAGCAGCUGGAGAGAGCUUCCAAUAUCCAGAACCUCCAUGACUCUCCCAUCAGGUGCCAUGACAUCUUUAAAUCCUUCCCUGACCAACAUGGAGCCAUCAGAGUGGUUCUGACCAACGGCGUCGCUGGUGUUGGAAAAACCUUCUCAGURCAGAARUUCACUCUGGACUGGGCCGAGGGCKUGGAGAACCAGGAUGUCAGUGUGGUGGUUCUGCUKUCGUUCAGGGAGYUGAACCUGAUCAGAGAUGAGCAGCACAGUCUUCUCACGCUGCUCCAUGUUUUCCAUCCAACACUCCAGAAGCUCCCAGCAGAGCAGCUGGCUGGCUGCACACUGCUCUUCAUCUUUGAUGGCCUGGAUGAAAGCAGACUUUCACUGGACUUCAACAACAGGCAGCUGGUUUCUGACAUCACACAGAAGUCAUCAGUAAACGUACUGCUGACAAACCUCAUCAAGGGGAACCUGCUUCCCUCGACUCUCAUCUGGAUAACUACCAGACCUGCAGCGGCCAAUCAGAUCCCUCCUUCAUGUGUUUCCAGGGUAACAGAAGUACGAGGUUUCACCGACGCCCAGAAGGAGGAGUACUUCAGGAGAAGGUUCAGUGAUGAAGAGCUGUCCAGCAGAAUCAUUUCCCACAUCCAGACCUGCAGGAACCUCCACAUCAUGUGCGGAAUCCCAGUCUUCUGCUGGAUGACUGCUACAGUUCUGGAGAACAUGUUGAGCUCAGGGCAGAGAGGAGAGCUGCCCAAGACCAUGACUGACAUGUACUCACACUUCCUGCUGGUCCAGACAAAGAGAAAGAAGAACAAGUACCAUGGAGAACAUGAGACAAGUCCACAGGAGCUGAUGGAGGCUGACAGGGAAGUUUUUCUGAAGCUGGGGAGGCUGGCAUUUGAACAUCUGGAGAAAGGAGACAUCAUGUUCUAUCAAGAAGACCUGGAGCAGUGUGGUCUGGAUGUCACAGAGGCAUCAGUGUACUCAGGAGUUUGUACAGAGAUCUUCAAAAGCGAGAGUCUGAUCUUCCAGAAACCAGUUUACUGCUUUGUUCAUCUGAGCAUCCAGGAGUUUCUGGCUGCAGUUUACAUGUUCCACUGUUUCACCAGCAGGAAUACAGAAGUGAUGGAGAAGUUCCUGGGAGAAACAUACAGUAAAAGAUCUCUGGAGGAUUUUAUGAACAGAGUUAUGUCUAAAUCCUUCAGCAGUAAAAAUGGCCACCUGGACCUGUUUGUUCGCUUCCUUCAUGGUCUCACUCUGAAGUCCAACCAGAGUCUGUUAGGAGGCCUGCUGGGUCAGACAGAGAUCAGUCCAGAAACCAUCCAGAGAAUCAUCAACAAUCUGAAGGAGAUGAACACUGAUAGAGUCUCUCCUGACAGAAGCAUCAACAUCUUCCACUGCCUGGUGGAGAUGAACGAGCUCUCAGUUUAUCAGGAGAUUCAACAGUUCCUGGAAUCAGAGAACAGAUCAGGGAAUAAACUGUCAGAGAUCCAGUGUUCAGCUCUGGCCUUCAUGCUGCAAAUGUCAGAGGUUCUGGAUGAGUUGGACCUGGAGAAGUACAACACAUCAGAAUCGGGGCGACAGAGACUGGUUCCAGCUGUGAGGAACUGCAGAAAGGCUCGACUUGGUGGCUGUUGGCUCAGAGAGGCUGAAUGUGAAGUUGUGGCUUCAGCUCUGAAGUCCAACCAACAUCUGACUGAACUGGAAAUAAGUGAGAUCUACAUAAAUAGAAACAUUACAGACUUUGAACUGAAUCCUGUGUUUGAGAUCCUGCAGAAUUCAGUCAGUAAAGUGAAGAAUCUGAGAUUGAAGGGCUGCAGUUUGUCAGAGAUCAGCUGUUCUUCUCUGGCCUCAGCUCUGAAGUCCAACCAACAUCUGAUUGAACUGAACCUGAGUGACAACAACCUGAAAGAUUCUGGAGUGAAGGAGCUCUGUGGUUUUCUACAGGAUCCUGAGUGCAGAUUGCAACGAUUAAAGUUGAUCGGCUGCAGUUUGUCAGAGAUCAGCUGUUCUUCUCUGGCCUCAGCUCUGAAGUCCAACCAACAUCUGACUGAACUGAACCUGAGCUACAACAAGAACCUGAAAGAUUCUGGAGUGAAGGAGCUCUGUGGUUUACUACAGAAUCCUGAAUGCAGAAUACAAACAUUAAUAUUGUGGGAAUGUAGUUUGUCAGAGAUCAGCUGUUCUUCUCUGGCCUCAGCUCUGAAGUCCAACCAACAUCUGACUGAACUGAACCUGAGAGGAAACAACCUGAGAGAUUCUGGAGUGAAGGAGCUCUGUGGUUUUCUACAGGAUCCUGAAUGCAGAUUAAAACGAUUAUCAUUGGAGAACUGCAGUUUGUCAGAGAUCAGCUGUUCUUCUCUGGCCUCAGCUCUGAAGUCCAACCAACAUCUGACUGAACUGGACCUGAGAGGAAACAACCUGAAAGAUUCAGACGUUCAGCAGCUGAAACAUUUUGUAAAGGAUGUAAAGAUCUGAUCUCUGUAAAGAAGAGAAUCGUCUCUGUUUCCUGCUGAUCCUCAGAAGAUGCAGCAGUUUGAGUCUAAAGAGACUCUGACUGGAUCAUGAUGACCUUUGACCUGAAUGGUCAAAGGUCAUCAUGACCAUU
Poecilia reticulata (guppy) is the source of this 3579-nucleotide messenger RNA. The record is from RefSeq and is a predicted model, not a curated record. Lineage: Eukaryota; Metazoa; Chordata; Actinopteri; Cyprinodontiformes; Poeciliidae.